Molecule: messenger RNA, 638 nt
Organism: Sardina pilchardus (European sardine)
Lineage: Eukaryota; Metazoa; Chordata; Actinopteri; Clupeiformes; Clupeidae
Gene: lyrm2
Product: LYR motif containing 2
Exons: 3
Coding region: 94-360 (88 amino acids)
Cellular component (GO): mitochondrion
Source: RefSeq, a predicted model, not a curated record
AGUGCUUCUCGCUAUAUUCCAGUAAGGUGACAGCAAUGUUAUGGAACUCGUGUAGGUAACCGCUGCUCAGGACUGCAACCAAACUGGCAAGAAAUGACUACCUCAAGGCUCCCACCGGCGGCGUUCACACUGAAGCAGUUUUUGCAGAGACAGAAAGUGCUUGGUCUGUACAGGAACAUGUUAAAGACUAUACGAAACGUACCAGACGAGGGAGACCGCAAGUAUCUGAAGGAUUGGGCGAGGGAAGAGUUCAAAAGAAAUAAAAAUGCCACAAACCAGGAUGCCAUACGAAUGAUGAUCACACAGGCAAACAAUCACCUGGAAGACCUUCGCAAAUCACUGGCUCUUGCUAAAAGUUAGCCCAGGAAGUGGAACACCCCGAGGAGUAGGGAAUAGUAAUAGGAAACAGUAAACCUAGGACUGACCAAUUUAGUGUUUUGCCGAUGUGCUAUGUUAACCUGCUGCCACACAGACCCCCAUUGGACUAAAAGUGAUGUCACUCUGCCUCAAAUGCCCCUCAAUAUUAUUUUUAUACUUUCAGUGUAAAGGCGAUGAAGGGAUGCAGGUCAGUUAAUGGAUGUCUUUGAUGUUUUACAGGUGCCACUGUAUAGUAAAUGUAAAUAAACAAAUAGCUCGUG